AUGUCGUCCACCAGCAACGCCUCCAUUGACAAGUUCAACGGAGACAAUUACGCAACGUGGGGCCGGUACAUGCGCGGUGUGUUUUUGACGAAGUCCGUCUGGCACGUCGUCAACCGUGAAGUGACUCCGACUUUCGCCGACCCGCGAGCGUCCGAUGACUAUGUCAAGGCAAGCAACGUCGCGUUUGGUAUGAUGCUGCUGCACAUGAACGCGGACUACCAUCAUGUGCUGGACAACUGCAAGGAAGCCUGGGUUGCGUGGACAAGUCUGAAGACGCUGUACGGUGGGUCACAGAAGGCAGGACGCAUCUACCUCAAGCGACAACUUUUCAGUAUCAAGAUGGCUGAAGGCGCGAACGUCAUGCAUCACUGCAACGAGGUCCUCAACAUCUCCGCCAAGCUUAGCGGCAUCGGUGCGAAGAUGGAAGACGAAGACGUUGCAAUUUGUCUGCUACUCAGUCUUCCGAAGAGCUACGAAAAUGUGGUGCUCAACAUGGAAAUGAGCAGCACCGAGCUUCGCACUCAAGAUGUGGUGAGAGUCCUGACGAAUGAGCAUGCCAAGCGUCAAGGAGAAAAAGGGACAACGACAGCGACUACGGUGAAGGCUGAAGAUGCAAGCAAGGCAUUCAGCGCCGAGCGUGAGCCCUACCAAUGCACGUAUUGUGGCAAGGUGGGACACACGGUGGAUCCUUGCUGGACAAAGCAGAAGAACGAAGGCAAUGGCUACGAUCGAGUGGCGUUUGCAGUCUCGUUCGAAUGUGGAGUUUCGACGAGCAAGGACGUGUCUGGAAUGUGGGCCGUCGACAGUGGUGCAACGCACCACAUUUGCCACGACAAGACCAAGUUCGCAAGUUUGGCAGAGCGCAAUGAGGGCGAACUCUUGGUGGCUGAUGGCAACAAGGUGGCCAUCAAGGGUGUGGGAACCAUCAUGGAAAAGGUGGUUCUGCCCAACGGUGAAGAGCGUGAGAUCGAAAUCAAGAACGCGCUAUAUGUUCCAAGUAUGAGCAAGAACCUGCUCUCGGUGCCACAGAUUAACAGCCAUGGCAAGUUUCAAGUCGUGUUUGACGGGUCCAAGAUGUAUGUGACUCUCAAGAACUCACAGCAAGUGGUGGCGACAGCGGAUCUCGUGGAUGGACUCUACGGGCUUCGGACGACUCAACGAUCAGCUAAUGUGACAACAAGUGGAACCAGUUGUGCCGAUCUACAUGCGAGAAUGGGUCAUGCUCCAGUCGAUGUACUUCGCAAGAUGAUCGCGACCAACAUGAUCAAGGAUGUGCGAGUCCCUCUCAAGUCGGGUGGAGCAACUACAUGUCGAGGAUGUCAACAAGGGAAAAUGGUCCAAAAACCAUUUCCAAGCAACCGAGACAAGCGCAGCUACGAUACGUUUGAGCUACUUCAUCUGGACAUCUGCGGGCCCAUGGAAAAGGAUUCGCUCGGUGGCAGCAAAUAUUUGCUGCUGAUCAUCGACGAAGCCAGUGGAUGCAUGAAGGGCUUUUGUCUACGAGUGAAGUCCGAGAGUGAAGACUACAUCCGGAAAUAUAUCACCAUGGUACAGACGCAAUUCUGUAAGAAGGUCAAGUUCGUGCGACACGACGGAGCUCGCGAGUUUGCAACCAACUCGCUUCAACUGUUCUACGAAGACGAAGGCAUUGAACAGCAGACAACGGUGCCGUAUGCACAUCAAACAAACGGAACAGCAGAGCGUGCCAUUAGGACUAUUGUCACGAUCGGCCGCAGCAUGCUUCAUCAUGCCAAACUGGACAAGUGUUUCUGGGCCGAAGCAGCGAUGACGGCCAUCUACGUCAAGAAUCGACUGCCGUCACCUAAAGUCGUGCACAAGACCCCGUUUGAGAUCGUCUACAACUUGAAACCAAGCGUCAAGCACAUGCGAACAUUCGGGUGUCAGACAUACAUACUGACGCCUAAAGAGAAUCGACUCAAGUGGGAUCCAAAGGCUCGCGCUGGCAUAUUCGUGGGCUACGAAGAAGUUUCGAAGGCAUAUCGUGUUUAUGACAUCGAGGCGGGGCAGGUGGUUAUCAGCCGCGAUGUCAACUUCGACGAGUCCACCUAUGGACUUCAACUGCCGAUCACUGAUGAAGAUGUCGAUGACCUGGACUUCGAAUUGCUGGAUCUUGAUGACGAAGAGCUGCGUCAAAUGGAGUACAAGCAAACAGGCAAGCGCAAGAACCGACUCAAUGAUGAAGAUACAGCAGCUCCACGACCGCGUGCAGUGCGUCAACGACCAGGACUAGAAGAGUCAAGCGCGCCGGAAAACAACUCGUCACGCCAAGAAGAAGACGAAGAAACGAAGGAUUCUGGUGAUUCAACACCGCCUGUGUUUUGGCGUGCGAGUGCAAAUGCCGUUGAAGCAGCAGUGGACUUAUCAGAGCCCUCAACAUUUGAAGCAGCAGUAAGCGGCCCUGACCAAGUGCACUGGAGAAAAGUAAUUCAUGCAGAGCUCGAGUCAAUGCGACUUCGCGGUGUGUUUCGUGCAGCCAAGCUGCCCAACGGACAACGCGCCAUUGGCACAAAAUGGGUGUUCAAGAUCAAGCGCAAGGCGGAUGGGUCAAUCAAGAAGUACAAGGCACGACUUGUGGACAAGGGUUUCCGCCAAAAGUAUGGCAUCGACUACACGGAGACGUUUUCGCCUGUGGUCAAGUAUGUGACGCUGCGAAUGGUGAUCGCAAUUUCCAAGCAUUUUGGAUGGCCCAUCGACCAGCUUGAUGUGGUGACAGCUUUCCUGUAUGGCGUCAUGAAACAACAAGUGUUCUGCGCGAUUCCUGAAGGCGUCGAACUUGACACAAGCGUCGCGAGUGUGGAACGAGACGUUCGACGAGUAUGUCUGUGCUCCAUCGGAUUUCAAGUAUCGGACUUCGACCCAUGUCUCUACAUCAAGACUUCGGACGGCCAUUGCGUGUUUAUACUGGUCUACGUGGACGACGUCUUGGUGACUGGAAGCUCGCUCGAGCUGAUUGCACAAACCAAGAACGACCUGAAGACGCGGUUCGAGAUGACGGACAGCGGCAAGUGUGCGUUUGUUCUUGGGAUCGAGCUUUUGGACGGUGAAGAUGGCAGUGUGACACUAUGUCAGCGUCGGUAUGUCGAUGAUAUCCUCAAGCGCUUUGGCAUGGAUGAUUGCAAGGCAGUUGCAAGUCCAGUCGACAUGAGCUCUCGACUUGUUUCAAGUGAUGCAACUACCAAGGUCGAUGCUCCUUUUCGCGAAGCUGUUGGUGCGUUGAUGCACCUGACCACUGCAACGCGUCCGGACAUUGCGUUUGCUGUGGGCUAUGUGUCGCGGUUCAUGGAAAAUCCCCAAGAAGAACACUGGGUUGCAGUUAAGCGUAUCUUUCGCUACCUACAAGGCACCAAGACGCAUGGAAUUUGCUACAAGCCAAGUGCAAGGAUCGACUUCCGUGGAUAUUCGGAUGCGGAUUGGGCUGGUGAUCUUACCGACCGCAAGUCAACAUCGGGGUACACGUUCAUGCUACUCGGUGCGCCAGUGAGUUGGGGCAGCAAGAAGCAGCCAAGUGUUUCGUUGUCCACGACUGAAGCUGAAUACAUCGCACUCAGCUUGGCGAUUCAAGAGGGCAAGUGGAUUCAUCGUCUGCUUUGUGAGAUCGUGAUGGCUGCCAAUGAAGAAGGACCGGAACUCAUGAUUCAUGAAGACAAUCAGUCAUGUAUCAAGAUGACGAAGAACCCAGUCAACCACGGCCGUGCCAAGCACAUUGAUAUCAAGUACCAUCACAUCCGUGAUGAGGUCAAGCGCGGUGAAGUGAAGCUCAAGUACUGUGAAACUGCGGUGAUGUUAGCGGACAUCAUGACGAAGGGACUUCAUGGACCACGCCACAAGGAGAUGACGACGGCUCUCGGGAUUCGUGAGCAUUCGGAUUGA
Molecule: messenger RNA, 3891 nt
Organism: Peronospora matthiolae
Lineage: Eukaryota; Oomycota; Peronosporomycetes; Peronosporales; Peronosporaceae
Source: the annotation of a GenBank genome assembly